AUGCAACGCUCUGGCCCACGUGAGAUGCGCGAACUCUCAGCACGUGGCGAGAUAAAGGUCACAAUCAGCGAUAAGGAAGGAGACUUUGUGGUCAUAUCACGUGAACUAGACAUAGCCAUCACUCAAAAACACUUGGAUGACGCUACACUCUACCACUAUUCGUCACAUGAAGAGUUCAUAGAACAAAGUCGCCAUCUCAAUAUAGUUCGGGACAAGGCCGGAAAGACUGCGGGGUUACAUAAAAGAAUGAUCACAAGGCUGAAAUACGAACUUUCUACCUGCCCGCUUCUACACGUGCUAAUAAAAACACACAAACCCUCUUCCUCUUCUCUUCUCUCGGAAGACCCAGAUGUGUUCAAAGUACGUCCCAUGAUAACCAAUGUAGGCGGCCCUACGGAUAGAAUGUCUUACCUUUUAAACGCACUACUUGCACCAUUGCUCAAGGUACCAGGACUCAAACUACGUUCCUGCGCAUUUGUCCAACACCAACAUGUUUCUUGA
Necator americanus (New World hookworm) is the source of this 501-nucleotide messenger RNA. RefSeq lists its product as uncharacterized. The record is from RefSeq and is a predicted model, not a curated record. The transcript has a single exon. The coding region runs from base 1 to 501 and encodes 166 amino acids. Lineage: Eukaryota; Metazoa; Nematoda; Chromadorea; Rhabditida; Ancylostomatidae.